CUGGGAAACAAACACGUAAAUGUCUUAGCACCAGCCUGCCUUGCUUAGUGUGUUGGAGUGCCAAAUUAAGCCGUAGAAGAAACAAAAUAAUUUUCUCUCUCUCCCACUCUUUCUCUCUCUAGAAAAUCAGCUUUUCUUGGGAUGCAUUAAAUGGGUUUAAUUUUACAUAGCCUGCCAUGUGAAGCUUGUCCACUCCAAGUUGAAUUAUACUGUAAAAGAAAUUAAGAUCAUCAUCGAUCAUCAAGUUAGAACCCACUACAGAUUUCUCAAAAACGAAAAAAAAAAAAAAAAAAAAUGAGACGAAAGAUUUAUCUGUUUGGAGAUUCCAUCACUGAAGAGUCCUUUGGUGAUGGUGGCUGGGGUGCUUCUCUCGCCCAUCACUUCUCUCGCAUGGUUGAUGUAGUUCUUAGAGGGUAUAGUGGGUACAAUACGAGGUGGGCCCUACGGGUGGUGGAGAGGGUGUUUCCGGCAGAGGCCGAGGAGGAGGCUGGGAGUGGUGGUGGUGCCGUGCCUCUGGCGGUGACGGUGUUCUUCGGCGCAAAUGACGCUUGCCUUCCCGAUAGAUGCUCUGCUUUCCAACACGUGCCCGUUGACGAGUAUAAGCUCAAUCUCAAAGCCAUUGUCUCCUUUCUCAAGAAGCGAUGGCCAACAACUGAGCUUCUCCUCAUAACUCCUCCACCCAUCGACGAAGCUGGACGGCUUUUAUACCCUUUCAUUGAAAAUCAAUUGGGUUUGCCAGAGAGGACAAAUGAGGCUGCUGGUGCUUAUGCCAAGGCAUGUGUAUCCGUCGCUGGAGAAUGUGGGCUCCCAGUGCUGGAUCUUUGGAACAAAAUGCAACAGAAUCCUGACUGGCGAAAGAUUUAUCUAAGAGAUGGUUUGCACCUGACUGAACUUGGCAACAGGGUUGUGUUUGAGGAAGUGAUUUGCAAGCUGAGAGAGACAGGAUUGAGUCUUGAAACUUUACCCGUUGAUCUCCCGCUCAUAGCAGAGAUUGACCCUACUGAUCCCCUCAGGUCUUUUCAGCAGUGAAACAAUGCAUAUCCCUAGUAGGAUCUUUUUUUCAUUGUAAGUUAUCUUGCCUAUUUUGGUUACAAAAUGAUGUUAUGAACAGCCAACUUGAAUACGAAAUCAUGUUAACUUAUUACUCAGAUGUUCUAAUGCAGUUAGUAUUUUUUUGGUA
This is a messenger RNA of Cornus florida, 1180 nucleotides long. RefSeq names its product GDSL esterase/lipase At5g45920. The record is from RefSeq and is a predicted model, not a curated record. Gene Ontology annotation, molecular function: hydrolase activity, acting on ester bonds. NCBI's taxonomy places the organism in Eukaryota, Viridiplantae, Streptophyta, Magnoliopsida, Cornales, Cornaceae. Bases 295 to 1029 code for a protein of 244 amino acids. The transcript has 6 exons.